AAGUUGGUGAUGAGUUCCCAACGGUAGAAAGCUUUAAGGAAGUAGCGCAGGAAGGUGCCAAGGCAGCGGGUUUUGCUUUUAGCGCUUUAUAUAAGCUUGAAGAAAAAUAUGAUCACCUAAACGAUAGUGGGUCAAAAGCCACAUUUUUGCAUAAAAUCGAAGCAUUAGUUAGUGAAGAAAUUGUUAUUCCGAAGGCACCAUUGCCUAAUGCGUCUAAAAAACACCCAACAUCUACUAAGCGAGACCCUCUUCUUAGUGAAAUUCAAGAUAAAGCUGCUAUAAAAAAAGAAAAAAAUAUAAAAAAUGUAAAAAAUUCCACAACAUAUACAACAACCUUUAGUUUAUGA
Messenger RNA from Racocetra fulgida, 347 nucleotides. The record is from the annotation of a GenBank genome assembly. Lineage: Eukaryota; Fungi; Glomeromycota; Glomeromycetes; Diversisporales; Gigasporaceae.